GACUCUUUCACAAGCGGCUGCAAAAACACAUAUUUAAAAGACACAAUUUGGAUGCACCUUUAAAAAAAAUAGAUGUAAGAAUUCAAAGAGUGCAUGCUUGUCUAGCAAAGCUAUGCAAUGCUAUUCAGAGGACCCCCGCAUGCCCCCUCCUCCUUCACAGCUGAGGCUCGGCGUCAUGCAGAGACCAUCAUUGUCUCUCUCACACUUUCUAACGAGCCAUUUCACAACAUCCACGCAGCAGAUCGCGCCACGCAGCUCCUCUCUCUCUCUCCUCGAGAUGGGCUUCUUCUGACACUUUGGAUUAAACGCACAGAUGUGGCCACUUUGGAGACUUUAAGACCCCCGCCCCCCAAUAAUGUGUCUUUACGAAUGGACUAAUAGUCGAACGCGAACGGCAGAAGUGAUUUGCGUGCCUCUGGAUGAGCCUCAACUCGGAGAAAGCACUACUUUUGUGGUAGGAUUUCCACGCAGAGCUCACCGGUGGUCGUGAUGUUCGCGCUGGUGGGAGACUUGUUCUUUUGGAUUACACAGAGGUCCGUUUAUUUUUAAGAGCGUGCGCCGGUUUCUGCAGGACUCCAUGCAAUCGCAAAGGCAGAGGAGUGAAGGGCGACCCCGAGCUGGAUGGAUGGUUAUGGGGGAAAGAGGCAGACCCUCGGCGCUUGACGUGUGCAGAGUCCUCGCCGUCUUUCUCUCACUCUUUCCUUCAGUGAGUCUGCAGUGCAAGAUCCUCAAGUGCAACUCGGAAUUUUGGGCCUCCACCGCCAACACCGGGCCCGAGGAAGAGUUUUGCACGGCGCUGCGUGCGUACAGCAGCUGCGUGCGACGCACCGCUCGUACGUGCAGAGGCGACUUGGCGUACCACUCGGCCCAGCAUGGCAUCGAGGAUCUCAUGAGCCAGCACAACUGCUCAAAAGAGGGACCCACGUCGCAACCCCGCGCCCGCACACCUCUGCCCCCUGCGCCCCCGCCGCCUGACAGCCAAGAGCGCUCAGACGGCCCCGAAGUGUGUCACUACGAGCGUAGUCUUCUACGCACCGCGGCGGCACCGAACUUCACCCACUGCGGCUUCUUUGGCGACCCUCACCUGCGGACGUUCGGGGAUGAAUUCCAGACAUGUAAGGUGGAGGGAGCCUGGCCGCUUAUUCACAACAAAUACCUGUCGGUGCAGGUGACCAACACCCCCGUGGUGCCAGGCUCUUCAGCGACUGCAACAAGCAAGCUGACAAUCAUCUUUAAGAACUUCCAGGAAUGCGUGGACCAGAAGACGUACCACGCCGAGACGGACGAACUCCCGCCGGCGUUCGCCGAUGGCUCAAAGAACGGCGGCGAGCGCCACGGCGCCAACGCCCUUCGCGUGGUGGAGAAGGCGCCCGGGCAGCACGUGGAGAUCCAGGCCCGCUACAUCGGGACCACCAUAGUGGUGCGCCAGGUGGGCCGCUACCUGACUUUCGCCGUGCGCAUGCCCGAGGAGGUGGUCAACUCGGUGGAGGAGGACGACAACCAGGACUUGUACUUGUGUCUGCACGGCUGUCCCGCCAACCAGCGCAUCCACUUGAAGAACGUGAGGGCUCAGAGCGCGGUUCGGACCAGAGGCUUCACCUACCAGAGCGCCAAGGCCAAGUGUAAGGAGCGUCUUCCCGUGGAGGACCUCUACUUCCAGUCCUGCGUCUUUGACCUGCUGUCCUCCGGGGACAUCAACUUCACCAUGGCCGCCUACUACGCCCUGGAGGACGUGAAGAUGCUGCACUCCAACAGCAAGCGCUACCACAUCUUCCAGAAGGACGCCUUCCCCAGUAACGCCGCGUCGGAGAGGCGGGGCAAAGACGCGGCGUCGCUGGUCUCCGUCCUCGCCGCCAUCCUCUUGUGGAUCGAGUGCUGCACCGCCGCUCCAACGCCACUUUAGGACGCCGUUUGUGGGAAAAGUCCACCUGGGAUGAUAUCACUGGAGACAAAUCUUGUCCACGGACUCGUGACAGGACAGGCUUUUUGGUUUCAUUUUCACUUUCAUUGGGAGAAAAGAAGCCUGAGCCAGGUCGCUUUCAGAUUUUGACUGUUGUGUGUUUUGUGCGGGCAGGAGCCACCGGGACUAAAACCUCCAACCACGGGAAGAGAACAUUGUGUUGUUGUUGUUUGUGACGUGAAUGUAGACAACAGGAGAAGACGCAAGAAAAACUUCAAAGGUUUACAGACUACAGCGCUUUUUUUAACAUGAGGGUGGUUACUCAACCGCAGAGAGUGCCAGGCGCUGCCUAAUACUUUUCACGAGUAACUGUUCACAACAAGAUUUUAUUAUAUGCAGUACUGUGCAACGAGCAGCUUUACUGAUGCCACGUCCCGCCUGCAGGCGUAGUAUAGUUUUAAAGAUGGCCGACAACGUCUAUAUCGCAGCCUCCUGCAGUAACAACACAGUGGAACCUAUAUUUACAAACUCAAUUGGUUCUUGAACAUGGUUCGUAAACAGAAAGGCUUGUAUAGUGAAGCAGUUUCCUAAGAAACAAUGUGAACAUGAAUAAUUAGUUCUAGCCUCGACACAAGUCCUUAUUUUACUAGGAGAAUGCACAAUUUGAAGGCACUAUAUACAGUAUGUAUGUAUAUAUAUACAGUGGGGCAAAAAAGUAUUUAGUCAGCCACCGAUUGUUCAGGUUCUCCCACUUAAAAUGAUGACAGAGCUCUGUAAUUUUCAUCAUAGAUACACUUCAACUGUGAGAGACAAAAUGUGAAAAAAAAAUCCAGGAAUUCACAUUGUAGGAAUUUUAAAGAAUUUAUUUGUAAAUUAUGGUAGAAAAUAAGUAUUUGGUCAACCAUUCAAAGCUCUCACUGAUGGAAGGAGGUUUCAGCUCAAAAUCUCACGAUACAUGGCCCCAUUCAUUCUUUCCUUAACACGGAUCAAUCGUCCGGUCCCCUUAGCAGAAAAACAGCCCCAAAGCAUGAUGUUUCCACCCCCAUGCUUCACAGUAGGUGUGGUGUUCUUGGGAUGCAACUCAGUAUUCUUCUUCCUCCAAACACGACGAGUUGAGUUUAUACCAAAAAGUUUUAUUUCGGUUUCAUCUGACCACAUGACAUUCUCCCAAUCCUCUGCUGUAUCAUCCAUGUAUCCAUUUUUGGUAUAUAUAUAUA
This is a messenger RNA of Nerophis ophidion (straightnose pipefish), 3117 nucleotides long. RefSeq names its product repulsive guidance molecule BMP co-receptor a (gene rgma). Gene Ontology annotation, molecular function: coreceptor activity. The transcript has 4 exons. Lineage: Eukaryota; Metazoa; Chordata; Actinopteri; Syngnathiformes; Syngnathidae. The record is from RefSeq and is a predicted model, not a curated record. The coding region runs from base 578 to 1903 and encodes 441 amino acids. Gene Ontology annotation, cellular component: plasma membrane. Gene Ontology annotation, biological process: BMP signaling pathway.